Xyrauchen texanus (razorback sucker) is the source of this 9048-nucleotide messenger RNA. RefSeq names its product peripheral-type benzodiazepine receptor-associated protein 1-like. Gene Ontology annotation, molecular function: protein binding. Bases 505 to 7743 code for a protein of 2412 amino acids. The transcript is spliced from 32 exons. Gene Ontology annotation, biological process: neuromuscular synaptic transmission. The record is from RefSeq and is a predicted model, not a curated record. Lineage: Eukaryota; Metazoa; Chordata; Actinopteri; Cypriniformes; Catostomidae.
CACAUACACACACACCUAGACCUACACACACACUCACUCACAUAGGCACUCACACAAACACACACUCACCCACACAUAAACACACACAACUACACAUACACACAAUAACACACACAUACACACAUGCACACGCGCACACACUCACACAAAGAUACACACAGACGCACACGCGCGCGCCCGCCGGACAUUGAAUUGGAUGUCGUCGACUGAAUCGGUGCUUUGAAGCUCGAGCUGAAGACGCGUUGAAACGGAUGUAACUGAACAACAGAAAUGCUGAUUCGGUUUGUAGAUGAUUAAUCCGUGUUCGGUUUCAUCUUUCAGAGGUUGUCAGUGAGACUGAAGCAAUAUAUGAAGCGCAUCAUUCACUGGGAGGAAGUUGUCAUGUUGGAUUUGUGUCCACUUUCUGUGCAUGCUGUCUGCUGUGUUACAUUACAUGCAUCGUCAUUCUCAUCCCAACUGCAUGCUUCCUGUCAGGAAUGAGUUGACUUUGUGUCCUCUAUUAACAUGGGCAAAAACUAUGAUAACAAUAACCCUCAAAUUCUCUCCUCCAAGAAGGGCGCUACCUGCCACAAGCACAGCUGCUGUGCGUCCAGACCCGGCGCAGAUCUCUGGCGCGACGUUGAGCAUCUCCGCACCGCAUUAGAGGUGGAGCGCAGUCGUAACAAGCAGGCUCACCGUCGCUUCUCCCUGGAGCUCCGGAGGCAACGGGAGGAGGCACGAGUGGAGCGAGAGCGUGCGCUUAGGGAGCUGACGUACAGACACGAGCAGCAGAGGUCGCUGGAGCUGCUGCAGCAGAGAAAGACGCUAGGCCGAGAGCGCACGGCAGAGGUUCGCCGUCUGCUGCGUUGGCAGGAUCAGGAGAGGCAACAUACCGUGAGCUCCACGCUUAAGCGGUCCCAAGAACUUCACCAUCAUCUAGCCGAGGAGAUUGCUGGGAACAGUAAAUCCGGGAUCCAAAGAAAACAGGGUAGUCGCAGGGUGUCCACGAGCGAGCCUGGAUGUAAAGGUAAUGGCACGACGUACCGUAAACUCGAGGAGCUGAUAAAGUCGCUGCUUGCACUGGGCGAUGGCGAGCAGGUUGCUUUGCCUCAACGGCUCCAACAGGAAGUGGACCUAGAGAAGAGCUACUUCCUGUGCCACCUACUGGAAGCACACAGGCGACCUUCCCAGGCGGAAACGGAUCCAAAGGAAGAACACAAAGGGUGCAUUGUAAAUCUGACGAGGCCGAGGUCAAAGAGUUGCGUGCAACUGCUGAGCGGCGACAUCUCGCAAGGCCAAGACCGCCUGGGAUCUUCUAGGACAGGGAAGCUUGCUCUAUGUCGCUCUCAGUCACUGUCCCAGACGCCCCAAAGUGUCUCUCCACCGCCUAUGAAGACGAAGAAGAAGAAGAAGGAGCAGGCCUUUGAAACACCUCCUUUCAGCACCUCUUCAGAAGACGAAGAGGUGUCCAAGGGGGAUCUUUUUGGAGACUUACCUCAAUCAUGCUCACCUGAGAAAUGGGACCUUCAGCGUUCUAGCACGUCGGAGACCACAUCUCCAGAGAAGUGCUCACCGUCCAGAUGUCCAGAGGACAAUAUGGAGGAUCUGAUUAAAUUGAUUGUGUCAGUGAAUGCAAUCAGGCCUGACCCUCACAAGCCCUCCCAUCAUGGCUCACCCACGCCGGAUAUGAGUAGCGCUGAACCGGAGUCUCCAGCUGGUCCCGGGGAUCCGGACCGAGAGAAUCCAGAGGAGAGUCGGAAGGCUACGAGCGGGAAAGACCCGGGGUCCUCCAUGACCAAUGGAAAUGGCAGCGUGAUGGUGCUGGGCAAACGGCAUCACUCUCUGUACGAGGGGCUGAAUGGAGGCGAGGCAGGAGGAUUUGGAAAGAAUGGCAGGAGUUACGGGUUCCUUGUGCAGCAGAACUCUGAGCUGCUGCGGGCGCUGGAGGAGACGGAGAAAACAUGCGCCGCUCUCAGAGAGGAGAACGGGAUACUGCGGAAGAGCAGUUCUCCAGAAACGGAGGAGAAGGUGACGAGAUUGAGGAGGAAGAACACAGAACUCGCCGUCAUCGCCAAACGACUGGAGGAGAGAGCGCGGAAACUGCAGGAGGCCAACCUGAAAGUGGUGAACUCCCCCAUGCCCAUGAAAGCGGGCACUGUGGAGCAGUACAAGCGAGCGUUUGCCCGUCAGAGAGCGCGAGAUUUGGCGCAGCACGCAUACACGCUGCUGUCUAAAGACAAGCAGAUCGCUGCGCUGCAGACCGAGUGCAGACAACUGGAAUCACGACCGAGACAGGGGAAGGGUCCUAUAGGAGUGAGUGAGUUUGAGCGUCUGUUGAAGGAGUCACAGAAAGAGGUGUUGCGUCUGCAGAGACAGCUGUCUGUCACCUCCGUCAGAGAUCAGAGCAGUGCGACAGCAGAGACCCCCGCAGACAGACAGACGAGGGUUGCAUUUGAAGCCCCGCCCACAUUAGUAGAUGAAGCCCCUGUUAAGAGGGAGGAGACUCCUGGAGAGGGGGUGGAGCCAGAGACACAAGUGAAGCCUGGUCCGGGCACAAGCCCCGCCCACGAGCUAGAGCAGACCACUGAAGAACGUCUGCAUUUGCUGGAAAGUGAGCUGGGCAAGAAGAGGAAAGAAUGUGAAUCUCUUGAGCAUGAAGUGAGAAAGAGACAGAAGCGAUGUCUCGAUUUAGAGAGUCAGCUAGUGGAGGAGUGCAGCAGAAAUGAGCGUUUAGUGGAAGAGGCAGAACUCCUCAGGAGGAGAGCUCAGCUGCUUCAACAGUCUCCAAAUGAUAAUGACGAGCUGAAGGAACAGCUCUCAGAUUUGAGCGCUCAGCAUAGUUCAGUUCUGGAGGAGAACCAGCGACUGCGAGCAAAGCUGGAGAACCUAGAGCAGGUCCUGAAGCACAUGCGAGAGGUGGCCGAGCGCAGGCAGCAGCUGGAACUGGAGCAUGAACAGGCACUGGCGAUCCUCAAGUUCAAACAUGAUGAGAUCAAACGACUGCAGCGGGCUCAGUUAUUUGCUAAGAGAGAACAUGAAGGUGUCGUGCAAAUGCUGGAGCAUGUGCAUAUGAUUAUCUGUGUGAAGUCAAAAGUUCGGGAUCUUGAGGAUAAAUGCCGCAGCCAGAGCGAGCAGUUCGGUUUGCUCUCACAUGAGCUGGAUAAAUUCCGGGUUCAGGCUUCAAAGAUUGACCUGUCGGGACCCGAAUUGCUGUCCAGUGCCAGUUUGACCCAGCUGACCAACGGCUUGCCCGGUGAGACUGAUAUGGCUGCAGUCUUGCGGUCAGGCUCAACUCCACGUGGGUCUGAACCGUCUCAUCCUGAGCGCUCUCCGGUCACCAGACACCGCGAGCUGCCCACCAUCAAGUCCGGCUCCUCCUCCAGCACCACACCACCCAGAUCUGAGACUACACACCUGUCCCCCAAAUCUGCAGCAUCUCACACCAGCCCCCGAAAGACCAGCCCGACACAUGAGGUGGACACAGCUAGUGAAGUCGAGGAACUGGAUAUUGAUGUUUCUCCAGCGCCGUAUGUGAAUAAAGGAGCCGCUAAACUCCAGGUGUUCAUUGCACGUUACAGCUACAACCCUUUUGAUGGCCCUAAUGAUAACCCUGAAGUGGAGUUACCGCUCACAGCAGGAGAGUAUAUUUACGUCAAUGGAGACAUGGACGAUGACGGCUUCUUUGAGGGUGAACUUAUGGACGGACGGAGAGGCCUUGUACCCUCUAACUUUGUGGAACGCAUUUCAGACGAUGACUUCAUCAGCAGCCAACCUCAUCAGACCGGCGAAAUAUCCCAUAAUUCCUUCCAGGAGAGCUGUUUUCACAGCGGUAGCGAGCGGUUGCACCAUCACCACCACCUGCGCUUUGCCCACAGCGCCUCCGAGAGGACAGAGACCUCCACGACAGCAUCAGCUCCCGGUGACAUCGCCAAAGCUAAUGGCUCCACCCCUUCGCUGAACGCCCCCCUCACUAAUGGCUUGGAUCUGGAUGUAGAAGAAGUGGGGGUGGACACCGUGCCUUACCCCCGCAAGCUAACGCUAAUCAAACAGCUCGCCAAGAGUAUCAUCAUCAGCUGGGAGGCGCCGCUCGUACCGGUGGGCUGGGGUUCCGUGUUUAGCUAUAAUGUCUACGUGGACUUCGAGCUGCGACUCAACGUGCCAUUUGGCACUCAAACUAAGGCGGUUUUGGAGAGGCUGGACUUGCCGCAGAAGGCGUAUCGGAUAGCGGUUCAGAGCUUGACGGAGCACGGGAACUCAGAUCAGUUGCGUUGCAGUAUGCUUGUUGGGCGAGAUGUAUGUGUGGCGCCAACACAUCUGCACGUUGAACGCAUAACGGCUACCUCGGCCAGCCUGACCUGGCUGCCUAGCAACAGUAACUAUGUGCACAUUGUGUCUUUGAACGACGAGGAGUGCGAGCUGGUAAAGGCGGGAUGCUAUUCACUGUGCCUCAGUAACCUCACGCCCAACCUGCAUUACCGCAUUAAAGUGGAGGCCCGGACGCACCGCACAGCCUGGGAACUUCCACCCGAGUCCCGAGAACGCAAAACCGCCGUGACCUCUUUCACAACCCUGACUGCAGGUCCUCCUGACGCACCUCUGGACGUGCAGUUGGAGCGGGGUCCGUCUCCAGGGAUCGCUCAGAUUAGCUGGCUUCCUGUUACCAUAGAUGCUGCCGGGACGUCCAAUGGAGUCCGAGUCACUGGCUACACCAUCUAUGCUGACAAGAAGAAGGUAUUAGAGGUGUCAUCACCCACAGCAGGCAGCGCUCUGAUUGGUCCAUCUCAGAUCCAGACGUUACAGGCUGCCCAUGAGCUCACCGUACGCACCAUGUCACCAUUUGGCGAGUCGGUGGAUUCUUUACCUGUGAAUGUUCCUUCAAAACUGCCUGCCAUCAUGUCAGGUGUCCCUCUACCUCAAUACCAGUCUGUGCCAGCUACCGCCAGUGUCCUCGCUGCCGGUGUGAACCCUGAGCCUGCUGUCUGUGCCACAUCUCUCUCUGCUGCCAUAACGCCUGUUUUGCCACAUGCUGCUGUACUGGACGAACAUACCACUGGUCCUGUGAGGGGAGUUUACAUCAACACACCCAAAGCAGUCGCUCGUGAUGCACAACAUCCUGCCAUGUCCUGCGUUGAAGCCUGGGCAAAACCAGAAGCUGCUCCGUUUAUGGUUGCCAUGGAGGCGCAGGAAGCACUAUCAAUGUCAGCUACUCACGUUAACCCAACGGCGAGUGUACCUGUGCCCAUUGCCACACCUGCAACUGUGGUCAUGCCAGUGCCCGUUGCCACACCAGCAUCAAUGGCUUUGCCUAAUCCCUUGACCAUGCCAGCACCUAUGAUUACACCAGCACCAGUGCCCACUCCAGCAUCCAUGGCAAUGCCAGUGCCCAUGACUGUACCUCCACCCUUGGCAAUGCCAGCACCCUUGCCCGCUUCUGUUGUUGUUCACACAUCAGUGCCAGUGCAGUCCAGUGUGGCCCCAGCUGUGCUGAACCCCAGCAGAGAGACAGAAAGUUUCGGUGCCCAGCGUCCUGUUACCUCCCUCUCUGACUUUCUGGAGGACCCCCGUGCCAAACUUCACACGCCACCGCCUAGUUCCACCGCACCCAAAGUCAACAUAUCUGAUGCGCACCCACUCAGGCCUCCCAAUGAAUCGCCCUUCGAGUCAGAGACUGAGGAAGACAGAGAGAACACCAGGCUAGUGUCAAUAGAGGAGUUCCUGCAGCCUGUACCUCAACCACGAAUAAAGGUGUAUGCUGGUGGUCUUAUGGACCCUCCUCCAGACUUCCAUGGAGAGAGUAGUCGAUCUGACCUGUCCGACAUCCUGGAGGAAGAGGAUGAAGACCUGUACUCUGAACCUAUCGUUGACCUCUCCUCCAGAUGUUACAGAACAGCUCCAAAAGGCAGGUCUGAAAUGUGGGAAACUGACAGUGAUGAAGAAAUUUUGGAAAGAAUUACAAAGCUCCCCCCUCAGGUCCAGCACAACAAGCAGCUAUUCAGCAUCCCAGAAGUCACUGAAGAUGAAGACAACACUGAAUCGGAGCCCCACACAAGACCAUCUCCAGGCCGGACUGCCUCAGGUGAGGGCCGCUUACGUAGACGUGAUGGUCAUCGACGUUCCCUCCAUAAAACAAAAUCUGAAUUGCCUGUAGUGAGGUACAGAGGGACUGUUCAGAGGAGGGCUCGGCCCAAAGUGCACUAUGCUGACACGGUGGACACCAUCAACUAUCUGGAUGAAGAAGAUGUAGAGUUGGACUCGGACAGUAGACUGUACGCAGGGCCUAGCGCUGGGAGUCUAUGUGUUCGCCGCACGCCCCAAAAAGUCCAUGCCGAUCGACUCAGGAGAGAGGCCCUACUCCGUAACCAGAUGACCUCUGACCUUGCUGGUGUUGUAGGGUCUUCAGGAGCAGGGCAGAGACCAUAUUUGCUUAGCAAAUCUGUACACCAUUUGAAGUCGCCCACCGGGCCCUCAACCGAGAUUGACGUAGAGUACGGAACCGAUAAUGAUGAGGAGACUCAGGGGUUUGAUCGUGGAGAAGUGGUGCUAGACCAGAUGAGUUCAGAGUGGUGGGUGGAGGGUGGUAACCACGACUACCACCACCUGCCCCUGACAAGCAGGCCUCAACCAGAGCUGCCCCCAAGCAACCGCUCAUGGGAGUCAUCAGGCAGAGAAGCCUCACUGGCCGAUGCAGGUGCAGCGUCGUGUGGCCCAUGUGAUCCGAAAUCGACACGCUCUGAAAGAAGACUGGUAAGAGAGUCCAGGGCACCUGGAGAAAAUGAGGCGAGGAUCUUUGUUGCUCUCUUCCCGUAUGACCCGGCAGUGAUGUCACCCAACCCUGAUGCUGCAGAAGAGGAACUUCCCUUUAAGGAGGGACAGAUUAUUAAGGUUUAUGGGGACAAAGAUGCAGAUGGUUUCUACCAUGGUGAGGCUGGUGGUCGUCAUGGUUACGUGCCGUGCAAUAUGGUUUCAGAGAUCCAGGUGGAUGAUGAGGAGACCAGAGACCAGCUCCUGAUGCAGGGCUUCCUUUCCACAGAGGCGUCCAUGGAAAAGAUAGACGCCCGCUUACAUGCACAGCUUCUGCGCCGCCCCGCUCCACCGCCGAAACCUAAACGCUCCAAGAAAGGUGUGUGUCAGCGCUCGCUGUCUCCUGCAUCCCAGAUUUCACCUGCUUUUGCUUUUACUCAUUUUCUCCCAUCAGCUCUCUGUAUUCUGCUUCUGGAACUAAAAGGGGGAUGCGUUCAUGAAAUAGUAUUGACGGUGACUAUCACCGCUGGAGUCAGCUGCAGGAUGGUGGCCAUCUUUGACUAUGACCCGAGAGAGAGUUCCCCAAAUGCAGACAUAGAGGCUGAGCUUACAUUCAGUACGGGUGACAUCAUCUAUGUGUUUGGUGACAUGGACGAUGAUGGAUUCUACUAUGGUGACCUGAAUGGACAGAAAGGUCUUGUGCCGUCCAAUUUCCUGCAAGCUAUUCCAGAGACGGAGAAGGAAGCUGUAAGGACAGAACACACAGUGACAGAGAGCCGCAGAGAUUCACAGGUGAUUCAGUGUGAUUCUGAUCCCAUGAGCUCCUGUCAACUAGAACCGGUUCCACCAGCCCAAACAGAACCGAACCCUGAACCAGACUCUGAGCAAAAACCAACCCUGAGCACUUCUCCACCAGAGACCCUCUCCGACACCUCUCUGUCCGUGCCCGAGAAAAAGAAGAAGGGCUUUUUCUCUAAAGGCAGGAAGCUCUUCAGAAAGCUGGGCUCCAGUAAGAAGGAAUGAAUCAACAGCCUUGUUACCAUGAAGGAUCUGCAGACUGCACUUUUCCUUGUGGUGUGUGUGUGUGUGUGUGUGUGUGUGUGUGUGUGUGUGCGUGCGCGCGUGCGUGCGUGCGUGUGUGUUUCUUAUUCUCUAAUCUUUGCCAUGAUGAUGUAGAAUCACCAGCACAUUCUUGUGUCUGUUCAUAAAGAAAGAGUAUUAUUCCAAUAUUCAUAUAAAUAGGAUUAAACAAUACAAACCUUGUGAAUAGAUACCAGAUUAACUUGAUUGUGUAUGUGUGCGUAAAUGACACAAGUUAUGCUAAUGUGUAUUAAAGCAUCCGCUACAGGACAUCAUCUGCUAAUAUUCACAUCCAUCUGUCACUGAAAGGAAGACCACACUUGUAUGGAGAGAUGUCGACUGUGUAAAUAUACUGGUGGAAUGAUGUCCUGUGGAUGUUUGUUCCAAGAAUUGAUGGAAAAUGAAGUGAGAUGAUGUUUUGCACUACGAGUCGGGUCCAAGACUGCUAAACUGUGUAAACCCUUUGCUGUUGUGUUUUGGUAGCGUGAACUAGUUAAUGCGAGAGGAUGUGACGUUAAGACCGUAGCAUACUGACCGUUACUUUUCACAAGACUCAAGUUACAUUUACUCUGACUACAAUAGCAGAGAUACAUUUAUCUUUACUAAACUACAUCUGAACUGCAAGACCAAACGCUUCUGAUUAGUUUGAUAGUUCGAGGCACUUACAGUUUCAGGCCAUUUCAGGUGUAGUUCAACAACUGUAAACUUAAAGGAAUAUUCCGGGUUUAAUACAAGUGAAGCUCAAUCGACGGCAUUUGAGGCAUGUGGAUUACCAGCGGAAACAUUUGCACUCCUAUUUAUUUAAAUAAAGCACAAAUGUGUGUUGCAGUGAGACACUUCCAAUGCAAGUCAAUGGGGUUUAAUCUGUCAACAUUAAAAUACUGUUUCACAAGUAUAAACACAAGACAUAAACAAUAUGAGUGUUAACAUGAUUUUACUGUCAUUAUCACUUCUAAACAAUAGGUUAUAAUUGUAUCAGAUAUUAUGUUCAUUGCCAUGGUGAUGCAACACCACAAAUGGAUUGUAUCACCGUAAAACCAUUGACUUGCAUUAUAAGUGUGUCACUGGAACACACAUUUGUGCUGUAUUUAAAUUAAACCCGGAAUAUUCCUUUAAAAGCUUUUAUGUCUUUGGUCAUGAUUUUUAGUUUUAGUUUUUUUCCAGGAUAUUACUACAUAACUAUAAGUGGCAUUGUUUCAUAAUUUUGGCCCCUAACUACACACACACACACACACACACACACACACA